GGAACAUGGACAUUAAAGCUUUGGUCUGCAUUAACGCAUUAACACUGCUAUCUAACAUGACGCGCGUCGUUCUUUUCGGUGGCACCGGCAUGGUCGGCCAGGGCUGCCUUCGGGAGAUUCUUCUUGACUCAGGGAUCACUAACGUACUGGCGAUUGGAAGACGGUCAAUUGGGAAAGAGGACCCUAAGCUGCGUGAUGUCGUCAUAGGCAAUCUGUCAGACCUCAGCGCUGUUGCUACUGAGCUCAAAAGCGUGGACGCCUGCCUCUACUGCCUCGGAACAUCAGCAGCAGGGAUGAAGGAGGCGGAAUAUACCGCUGUAACGAAGACCCUGACGUUGAAUGUCCUGGAUGCAUUGCUGGCAGAGAACCCCAACAUGCGCUUCCUGUACGUCUCGGGAGCAGGCUCAGAUGCCAAGUCAUCGACCAUGUGGGCACGCGUUAAGGGCGAAACCGAGAAUGAGAUCCUAGCACGCGCCCCAAACACCGCGGCCAUCUUCCGGCCCGGCCUCAUCGAGCCGCUGCACGGCAUCAAGGGCCAGCAGUCGCUGCUGUACAAGCUCAUGUACGCAGCCACACCCCUGCUGCGAGGUCUGGGCGCGCCGGUUACCUCAACGGAGACCCUGGGUCGCGCCAUGGUUGCGGUUGCCAAGGGCGCAAGCACUCCAAAGAAGAUCCUAGAGAACGAUGACAUUAACAACCUUGUUAGGUAGUACGGCAGCGCCCCACCUAAGUACCAAGCACUCACCAGCAGGGGUUGUGUGAGGCUGAGACGCAAGUAGCAGUAGUCUUGGACUCAUGGUACGACGGCUGGGUUGGUACGGCAACGCAUGCUGUACGACAGCGAGAUGUAGGACAUGGGCUGUAGCGAUGUACGGCAAGGUAUGGUGUAGGACGGUUUUGCAGACGGGGGAUGAGUACCGUCAGUGUGCCUGCAGCUCUUGCACGCAGCUGUUGUGGUCUCGCUUUCUGCUGGCCCCCGCCACUGGCUGAGUGCAAGUGAGGCACCACUGUGUGAACAGCGCUGCUAGGCAUACCCCUUCAGUGUAAAGUAACAAGUACGACAGGGCUGGAACGUUGGGGUUCCUAACGGUUGCAGGCGUUCCAAAUGGAUGUGGUGGGGGCGUGGGGCGUGCUGCUGCAUGGCGUAGUUUCCCCUGUUAUCGUUCUGUCGUUCCGCAUAAGAAUGGCAUACAAUGGCAUGACAUGAAGUGACAUGACCUCCUUUGAAGCAUCAAGCUGACAUGCUUCCAAGCUUCCCAGCAUGACGUACGGGAGGGCUGUGUCUCUUUUGCCAGUGCGGUUUGCAUGUGUUGCUUCCAUGUCUCAUGGGUGGGAGUCCCUUGUCGACGCCCUCUCCCCCAUGCUCGAGUGGGCAUUAAGCAGGUUUCCAUUGUUUCUUGCAUGCUUCAUUGCAGUCCUGACCUGGUUUUCUGCACUAGGACGCCCUUAGCUUGCCUUACGUGAUGUAUGUACGGUAUGGAGCUGCUCCGCAUUCUGUAAAUACCUUAUUGCA
Molecule: messenger RNA, 1513 nt
Organism: Astrephomene gubernaculifera
Lineage: Eukaryota; Viridiplantae; Chlorophyta; Chlorophyceae; Chlamydomonadales; Astrephomenaceae
Source: the annotation of a GenBank genome assembly